Messenger RNA from Rotaria sordida, 348 nucleotides. The record is from the annotation of a GenBank genome assembly. Lineage: Eukaryota; Metazoa; Rotifera; Eurotatoria; Philodinida; Philodinidae.
AUGAUUCGUAGUGAUUUAUUACAUUUUUGUUUAAUAUUUCUUGUUUUUAUGUUUGGUUUUAUACAAGCAUUGCAUGUUUUAUUUGUUCGAAUUGAUUGCGAUAAUGAUUUUGCUACUGUUAUUGAAACAUUUUUUCAUAUGUUUUAUGUGACACUUCAACAAGUUACCGGUGCUUAUGAAAAACUUCAUCGGCAUCCAAUAUUUGCUAUUCAAAUCAUUGGAAAAUCUGAAGAACGUAUUGGCAUUGAAACUAUGCGUGCACUUUAUUAUAAACAAUUACGACGACAUUUAGAACCAGAAAUGACAUCCAUACAGUCGAAAGCAAAAUCAAUUGCUGUUAAUUCAUAA